This is a messenger RNA of Camponotus floridanus (Florida carpenter ant), 2769 nucleotides long. RefSeq lists its product as uncharacterized. Gene Ontology annotation, molecular function: poly(A) RNA polymerase activity. The transcript is spliced from 4 exons. Gene Ontology annotation, biological process: mRNA 3'-end processing; mitochondrial mRNA polyadenylation. The record is from RefSeq and is a predicted model, not a curated record. NCBI's taxonomy places the organism in Eukaryota, Metazoa, Arthropoda, Insecta, Hymenoptera, Formicidae. Bases 85 to 2715 code for a protein of 876 amino acids.
UCAAAAAAAAAGGAAGAUUCAGGAAAAAUAUUCUUGUUUAGUUAUCGUAAAGGUUAUGUGCUUCCAAAAAUUUGAUCAAAUGUUAUGAAGAAGAUGCUGGAAUAUAAUAAUCUUUCAUUAAACACAUUUGUACAACAAAAUUUGACAGCAUUAGAUCUGCGCAAUAAUCAAAAUUGUAUGAUAAAUAAUAGAAUGGAACAAAGUACUCAGACAACCCCUAAAAGAAAGAAUAGAAGGAAAGAGCGAAAGAAAAAAGCAUUUGCUUCUUUGCACAGGAAUAACACGCGAAGCGACAUAGAAACGGAUGAUUCAAAUAAGCGCAGUUUGUUAGUCUUACAUUUUGCUAGUAAAGAAAAUUCUAAUGAUACUUCCAUUUUACUAGAAACAGAGUUAUCAAGUACAAGCUCUGAAGAGGGUAAGAGAGUAAGCAAUAUAAUCGACAAAAGUAUUUGUACCUCGGAAAAUUUAUUAGAAAAAGAUACUAAAAAAAUCUCUGGCACAAGGAAGGAGGAAAAUAAAGAGACAUUUGAUUUUUUGCGACAGGAUGAACAAAUUGAAUUAAAUAAUUUGAUUGAUAAAGUUCAUACUUUGCAGCUUGCUAAUAAGGAAGACAGUGACAAUGCUUUUGUUUCAUCAAAGACAAUUGAUUUAUUAAAUACUGCAAAACAGGAUGCAGAAGAUACAAAUGACAUGAGUAUCUCUAUAUUGGAAAGUUCAACAGGAGACAUUCAGGAAACUUUCUGCAUGAACAAAGAGAGAAAUAUAGAAAAUACAAUAGAAAGCAAUUUUCUGCAACAUAAUGGCAAGCAAAUUGAUCUAACAACAGAAAUUUUAAAAGACAAAGCUCAUUCUGUGCAGCUUACUAAUUGUAACAAUGUACACAUAGAGAAUAUGAAUGACAAAGAUAUUUCUACCUUAGAAAGCCCAAAAUUUAUUUUUUUUGAUAUCGAUUAUGAAUUUCAUGAAGCAAAUCACGCAAUAAUCGAUACGUUUGCUCUUAAUAUAUAUUAUUCUCUAUGUGCUAAUGAUAAGAAAAUUUAUUGCUUAGUGUGUGAUAAAACCUUUCAAGUUCAAAACCAUUGCAAUUUGCGGAAAAAUCUUUGUAGACAUAUUCAGUCAGACAAUCAUGUUAAACUAUUGUCCCAAAUGAUAGAGGAUGAUAAGAAAUUUUUGAAGGCUGGAAAACUUUUUAGUAAGCUAGGAUUGGCACGAGAAUGCAUGAGAAACAAAAAUGAUGGUGUUGAAUGCUUAUUAUGCAAUAGUAAGAAUUUUGUUAAGAUAAAGAAUGAUGAUUCAUCGUUAUACGAACACAUAUUAAGUAGUAAGCAUCAGAAUUUCAAAGUAUCCUGGACGUUGUCGGUAAAAGCUGUACUACAAGACAUUCAUCAUCAUUUCCGAAGCAUGUACAAUGCUAAAAAAUAUUGUUGCGAAUUUUGCAAUUACGAAAGCGAAUCGGAAAUCUGUUUCGCGAAACACUUGCGUGUACCUUAUCACACGUCACGAUUAAUACAAGUUCCCGAUUAUGCAGAGAGAUUUAAGUUUCAUUAUUGCGCUGCAUGCCUACUCUUGUGGUUUGGUAAUUCUGGUAUGUACGAUCGACACUGUGAGCAGGUCGAACAUCAACGCAGGAUAUUAUAUGGUUCUGAUCUCGAUCAUUUGUCAGAAGAAUUAAUACAACUCUUAAUUAUGCCCAACCAGAAUGCUGAAGCUUUGCUUGCACAGUCCAAUAAUGCAUGUUUCGAUAAAACAAUUGAUAACAUAUUGUGUGACUUGAUAAUUGACUUAGAAAAAUAUAUUCUAAAUAUAAAGGCUUAUCCUUUUGGAUCCAGGAUUUCAGACUUAGCUUUUCCUGAUAGUGACAUUGACAUCUUCCUUGAUUGUGAUAAUAUGUAUGAAGGAAAAAAUUCAUCACAUCAUCAUUGCCAGGACCUCAUUACAUUAAUACUAUAUUAUCUAUCUCUGAAUAAAACAAUGUGGAAAGUGCAAGAAAUGAUAUUGCAUAGUAGAACGCCAAUUAUAAAAGUGCAACAUGUUCCCUCAGGAUUUAUUUGUGACAUUUCAGCUACAAAUGGGUUAGCAGUGGAAAAUACAAAAAUAAUUAAGUGUUUUAAUCAUGCUUUUCCACUAUGUCGAAAAUUGAUUUUAUUUCUUAAACAAUGGUUGCACAUCUGUGGCUUAUUAGGAUCGCAUCAUCUUAUAACAAGCUAUGCUCUCACAUGGUGCGUCAUUUUUUAUCUGCAAAUUCUAUUAGUAUUUCCCAGUAUCUCACAAUUAAUAAAAUUGAAAAAUAGUUCGUGGAGAAUCAGUGGUUGGGAAGUUGGUAUAAGCUACAAUUUUCCUGUUAGGAGGAUAAAUUACACUUUCGAAGAACUUUUAUUAGGAUUUUUUAUGUUUUAUGCGGAUUUUACAUACAAAAGUCAUGUAAUUUGUCCAUUGUUGGGUCAGCCGAUAGAAAAAAGUGCGUUUAAUAAUCUGUCAAGUUUACCACAAGAUAUGGCACCAUACAUUGAUUAUAUGCAUGAUGUUUAUAUGCAAGAGAAGCCUCAAAGUUUCUUCAUAUCACCAUUAUGUGUGCAAGAUCCAUUUGAUUUAUCACAUAAUCUUACUAAAGCGGUACAUAAUCGUAAGUUAAACAAAUUUCAGAACAAUUGUAAUUAUAGCGCAAAAAUAUUGAAGAAGACUUUUCCAUACUUGAAGUCACCCUUGUUACCUUAAGUUGAUCAAUAUAGAAAAUGUCUGUAUCUUUCUUAAUAUAGUUUGAUAGCUUUA